CACCCCCUGUCUUCUUCCUUCGAGCAAUAGCAAAAUUUUGCUCUUCUUUUCUACAGGGUUAAUUGCUAGCUAUCAGGGAAAAAAAAAUUAGCAGCAGCAUUGCUCUUGAAAGAAUUUUCAACAGUUAUGGCUCCAUUGGGUACAAUGCUGGUCCUCCUCUCAUUAGUACUAGGCAGUGCAAAAAUAAUUCCUCAAGCAGAAGCUCGGGCGUUUUUUGUGUUCGGUGAUUCUUUGGUCGAUAAUGGAAACAACAACUACUUGGUCACCACUGCUCGCGCCGACACACCACCGUAUGGAAUUGAUUUUCCGACGCACAGUCCCACCGGUCGUUUCUCAAAUGGCUAUAACCUCCCCGACUUGAUAGGUCAAUACUAUGGCUUGGAAGCAACAUUGCCAUACUUGAGUCCGGAGCUUUCUGGGGAUAAGCUGCUUCAUGGUGCUAACUUUGCCUCUGCUGGAGUCGGCAUCCUUAAUGACACUGGAGUCCAAUUUAUUAAUAUCAUUGGGAUGUACGAUCAAAUAGCAUACUUUCUGCAGUACCAGAAGCGACUGAGCGAUCAAAUUGGAGCUGAAAAUGCUACGAAACUCGUCAAGGAGUCCCUUGUUCUGAUCACUUUGGGUGGCAACGAUUUCGUCAACAACUAUUACUUGAUACCUUACUCUCCAAGGUCUCAGCAAUUCAAUCUCCAAGACUACUGUAAAUACCUCAUCUCUGAAUAUCGAAAAAUUUUACAGAGACUACAUGAAGUAGGAGCGGAAAGGGUAAUAGUGACGGGAACAGGACCAUUGGGAUGUGUCCCAGCAGAAUUAGCCAUGCGGAGCAGCAAUGGUGAAUGUGCAGAUGAACUGCAAACUGCCGCAUCACUUUUCAAUCCCCAACUAGCCGAAAUGCUCACUGGACUAAACAAAGAGAUAGGCAGUGAUGUCUUUGUUGCUGCAAACACCAAUCGAGCACACAUGGAUUUCAUUGCCAACCCUCAAGCAUUUGGUUUUGAGACAGCUAAGAUAGCAUGUUGCGGACAAGGCCCUUAUAAUGGGAUUGGACUUUGCACGCCUUUUUCCAACUUGUGCCCCAACAGAGGCACAUAUGUAUUCUGGGAUGCUUUUCAUCCAACUGAAAGGGCCAACAGGUUGAUCGUGCAGCAGAUGUUCAAUGGCUCGACAUUUUACAUGAAUCCCAUGAACCUUAGCACCAUCAGGAUUUUGGAUCCAUAGCCAUGAUGUGAUGAUUUGAUCCGACCUUCAAAUUACAUUUCAGCAUUUGGCGUUGUGUUUAUCAUUAAUCUGGACUUGCCUUUCAUUUGUUACACUAGUUUGCUGUUUCUGCCAAUGAUAGAUUAGACUCUCUUCUGAUGCAUGUCAGUUGCUUGUAGACAUCAUGAUAUCAAGAAGUCCGUAUCUCUUCAUGGGAGUACAUUAUGCUGCAGUUUUCGCUUUCAUUAAUUUUACAGAUUUUUUCAGGAGUGGAAUGAA
Coffea arabica (coffee) is the source of this 1473-nucleotide messenger RNA. Its product is annotated as GDSL esterase/lipase At5g33370. Gene Ontology annotation, molecular function: hydrolase activity, acting on ester bonds. Lineage: Eukaryota; Viridiplantae; Streptophyta; Magnoliopsida; Gentianales; Rubiaceae. The record is from RefSeq and is a predicted model, not a curated record.